AUGCCUGAGAAAAACACACUGGAAGGCGGCUGUCUCUGUGGCAAGAUUCGGUACAGACUUGCUGCUGAUGAGUCGAUCUACAAUGUCAUGUGCCACUGCUUCAACUGCAAGAAAUCAAGCGGCACUCACAUGGUCAACUCGAGCAUCUUCCCAAGACAGCUCUUUACCUUGACCUCGGGCACACCAAAGACAUUCCAGGACAGAGAUACGGACUCCGGACAGCCGCUAUAUAGGCACUUCUGUGGCGAUUGCGGCAGCCCGACUCAUAUCACCACGCCUGUCGUGGAAGAGAUCGUUUCCGUCCUCAGCGGCACUCUGGACAAUGGGACUGAGUGGUGGGAGCCGAACAAGGAGCAGUACAUCGAAACCACGACCUGUCUGUUUCCAAAAGGGACGGCGUCGUUGAGAGGCACCCCAGAGGGCCUUUGA
Messenger RNA from Diaporthe citri, 429 nucleotides. RefSeq lists its product as uncharacterized. The record is from RefSeq and is a predicted model, not a curated record. Lineage: Eukaryota; Fungi; Ascomycota; Sordariomycetes; Diaporthales; Diaporthaceae. Gene Ontology annotation, molecular function: carbon-sulfur lyase activity. The transcript has a single exon. Bases 1 to 429 code for a protein of 142 amino acids.